AGCCCGUCGCUGCGGACGCCAGUUGUCCACGCUAUAGUACAGAAGAGCUUGCGUUGGAAACCAAGUCAUACAUUUGCUGCAUGGAGUUUUUUUUUUCUUGGUGAUUCGUUUGGACAAAAUGUAAAAUUGUGUUGCAGUCUGUGAAAACAUCUCGGCUAACGUUUUAUUUAGAGUAUAUCUGAAGUGAAAAUCGUGAUAUCCUAGCUUGUGUCUGUGGAUAUCGGCUAGAUUUCGUUGAAAAUGACGUCAAAGAAAAAAGCAGACAGAAACUUAGAAGCAGAGAUACAAAGUCUUUUUAAGACAUUCGACAAAAACAAUGAUAAAUAUAUAUCUUCUGAUGAACUGGGUAAAGCCAUGAGGUUCCUGGGACUGAACGUAACCAAAAAGGACGUCGAUGAGGCCAUGAAAGUGCUGGACAAAAAUGGUAAUAAAAGGAUAGAAUACAAGGAGUUUUCCUCGUUCAUGAAGAAGGAACUAGAGAAGAACCCGCCGGGGUCAGACCAGGAGUCCAGCAUUCGCGCAGCGUUUAAAAUCUUUGAUAGAGACGGUAACGGUUCUAUAGACGCCAAGGAGUUAAAAUAUGCAAUGCAAAACCUUGGUGAGAAACUGACAGAGAAAGAGCUACAGGACAUGAUGCGAGAAGCGGAUGUAGAUGGCGACGGCAAGAUAAAUUAUGAAGAAUUCGUGAAGAUAUGGUCAGAAUCGAUGUAGACACUACGUACAUAUUCAAUCUAGCAGAAUCUCCCAGAUGAAAGGAUGUGUUUGUGCCUUUUCAUGUCAUUUCGAUUUCUCUUAAUACCACUCGAUACCUCAGCCUGCCAGGGAAAAGUAUCGACCAAAAAUGCUAACGUAUUGACAAUAAUAACCCAAAGCAAACUCUGUGUUUUCUAUGUCAAUAGUAUCCAUGUAAUAUUUUUCAACAUCAUGGGAAUCGUUCGAGUUUCCACUGCAUGUUUAUCUUCCUACUUGAGACGCCAUGACCACGUGAUUCCACAAUGAAUAUAUCACGUGACUUGAGUGAGCAACUUGUCAAAUACAGCUGAACUUGAUUAGAUGUUAAAAACGCAAUAUGGAAGAUGCCAGAUUAGUUUUGUUUUGAUUUUCAGUCAUUGCAAACACAGAAAUAUUUUCCUGUUCUUAAUAAAUUAUACUGCAAACACUGAACCAUUACAUUGUUUGGAAUAGAUACGAAUCCAACAAGUUGUGUUGUGUUGCCAAUGUUUGUACAUUGUAUUAUAUUCUUUUUGUAACUUGUAGAUAUGAUAAUUCUAAUAAAACUCAUUAAAAUGGUAUAAAACGUUACACAUUAAUA
Messenger RNA from Magallana angulata, 1312 nucleotides. Its product is annotated as calmodulin-A-like. The record is from RefSeq and is a predicted model, not a curated record. Gene Ontology annotation, molecular function: enzyme regulator activity; calcium ion binding. Bases 241 to 711 code for a protein of 156 amino acids. NCBI's taxonomy places the organism in Eukaryota, Metazoa, Mollusca, Bivalvia, Ostreida, Ostreidae. The transcript is spliced from 5 exons.